AUGGGAAAUCAGUUCCACUCAAAAUUCAUGGGAAUCAUUUUCCCUUCUCAGUUCCCAACUGUGGGAGUCGUUCGCGCCCUCAGUCUCGCGCCUCUUUCAUCACCAAGAAACGAAGAGACGAAGCUUUCGUUCGGCAAUCAGCCUUCUCUUUCCCAAGUAAUCGAAGAUGAUGGGAGAGAAUAUCUAGAUGUCUAUGAACCCAAUCAAUAUCAUAGAAAGCAUGACAUGCUUGUUCUGAGGUUUCAAAUCCUGCAUUCUCUAGGGAUAGCUAUGAAUGUUGUAGGAAAUCUGUCGGAGCAACCAAAUUCCAAAGAGUUCGGAGGACUGUAGGUUGUAGUAGCAGAUGAUGAUAAUUUAAAAAGGGAUGUGACCACUAAAUUGCUCCAGAACUUGGUUCUCAAGUCCAGAAGAAACACUACCUGGUUUGAUUGCUUGAUUAGACUUUCCAUUGCUCAGAUUUCAUAUUGUUGUUUUCGAUCUCCACACGCCUGAUUGGUGUUCUGGAUCUUCGCAUGCUUGAAAACCCAUGGUAGGUUGGUGAAUGUUUGAAUUUUUAUGAUAUUCUUUUUAUUUUAAAAGGCAAGGAUAUUAUGGGAACAUUGAUAUAUUUUUACUUUCCUUUCCUACACCAACCAAACAUCAGAAAGGAAAUCAAAUGAUCUUUCCUGAAUACUUUCCAUGUUUUACCAAACACAGGAAAGGAAACUUGACAGGAAUGUUACUUUCCCAUCCUCAUGGAAAAGACAAUGGAAUUGAUUUUCCUUCCAUAAACCAAACGAGGCCUAAAGGAACCCAGAAGAAAUAGAAGUGUCGGUCACACGAUGAUUAUUAUAAGGAAGACGUCUUCACAUGUUCAUCUCUGAGUUUGUCCAUUUUCUUUUUUUGUUUCUGAAAAUGUCAUCAAAGCAACCUCGUGACCAAAUUUCAGGUACC
Messenger RNA from Fragaria vesca subsp. vesca, 933 nucleotides. RefSeq lists its product as uncharacterized. The transcript has 4 exons. The record is from RefSeq and is a predicted model, not a curated record. Bases 1 to 330 code for a protein of 109 amino acids. Lineage: Eukaryota; Viridiplantae; Streptophyta; Magnoliopsida; Rosales; Rosaceae.